CCGGGCCGACCCGCCGCCAUAUCGCGCUGCCCCCUGGGUACUGUAGUUUUCGGCGGCACGGCGGAGGAUGCCUUCCCGCUCCUUAAAAUCCCCCUGAAGGAAAGCCCUGACCAAGUGGAAGAGUUGCCCAGCUUCUUGGUGAGCCCUGCCUUUUGUGGAGGAAAAAGGUCUCCAGGCUGAUGCUCGUCCCUGCUGAAUUACUACUAGCAGCCUCAGGGAUAGGCUCUGGAAAUUGACUUGUCUUCACUCUGUCCUCGUUUUCUCCUCUCUCUACCUGAAUCAACGGAGUGAUUAGCUUGUUUCUGCUUUCCUGCUCUUAUUUCCUAUACAAACUCUAUCUAGUAACAGACCCUUGCCUGAGAUGCUAACUGUCUUUAUUUCAAAACAACUUUUAAACAAACAUGUUUUCCAUCUGUACAAUAGCAGACAAUGGUUGCUUAAGGUUCCAUGUUUUGGAACAUUUUUGGAGUUUAAGGAUUUUACAUGCUGCUUCCAAAAAAGGCUGAGUGUGGGAUAAUCCUCACAGAAGAAAAAUCUACCUUGUGAAUGUUUUUUUGCCUUUUGUGAGCAAUUUUUUUACUUCUGUGUCAAUGGCAAAAAUACGUGUUGCUUACAGGAAUUUUUACUUUUAAAGCAAGAUGUUGCUGGGUAGCAAAGGGGCUGCAUGGCAUCUUUUUAUGUCACUGUGGAAAAGAAAGCCUGCGACUGCUAGAUAUGAGCCUCCUAAACUCAGAUUGCAAUCCAAAGUUCUUCUCAAGCUACAUCACUAAAUAAAAAUUGUUAGGAUACCACUUAAGAGACGCUCAAAUAAUAUUGAGUUUUCAAAUGGCUGAAACUUAUUUUUUACCCACAUUGUGUUAUAAAAAAGUUAAUUUUUAUUUGAACAUAUGAUUAUAUGGUUUGUUCUCGUUAUCUGUUCCCACAUAAAACUUUAUGCUGUAAGUUAUGAAUUUUUUUCCAGCUGGUAAUAGUAUUGAAAUACAUUAGUUUGCAAGAACAUAAGAAAUUACUAUUUGACUGAGUUGCCAGCAUGGUGAGUUAGUUACUUCAGCUGGCAACAGUGUCACCCUUCAAGCCUGUCCUUCUAAUAAUUUUAAGCAGUAGGCUUAAUGGAGCAUAAACAUGCAUCAUGAACCUUAUUCUUUCCUACUGUUGAUGUGCACACUACUGUCGUAUGUCCUACUAUUGACUGUGCAUAGACUCAUUUUUAUGCACAGCAAAAAUGCAUAGCCUCAUUUUUAGAUCAACAGAAUCAAUUUACAGUGUGAUUUGUAAACAGUUUUUAACUACAAGAAAUACCUGGAAUGGGACAGAAUAUAUUUCGCACGUUUGGAAACAUCAGGUGGGACUUCUGUUCUGCAAAUUUUGUGCUCCUCACUCCUAGACUAUUUGUAUGUAUGCAAGUUUCUGUCCUCUCUUCCCAGCUGGAAUGGCUGAACUUUCCCAUUCAUUGGCUGGCAGCACAGUGUCGUCAAUGGGGUGGUAGUAUUGGGACAUAUUGGGUAUUACAUUUUAACUGGAGGCUGCUUAUCUCCUUUCUCUUUGUGCAUCUGAACUCUUGAGUACUGCUUUCCUCAGUCUGUCAGCACAUAGGACAGAACUAAUGGCUGAUCGAGUGUUGGUGAUUGGCAGUGGUGGAAGAGAGCAUGCACUGGCCUGGAAGUUGGCCCAGUCCCCACAUGUGAAACAAGUGUUUGUUGCUCCAGGAAAUGCAGGAACAGCUGACAAUGGGAAAAUAUCCAAUUCGGCUGUUUCAGUCAGCAAUCAUGCUGCACUUGCCCAAUUCUGCAAAGAUCAGGAAAUCGGGCUGGUUGUGGUUGGUCCAGAGGCUCCUCUUGCUGCUGGUAUUGUUGAUGACUUGACAGCUGCUGGAGUAAGGUGUUUUGGUCCAACAGCAAAGGCAGCUCAGCUGGAGUCCAGUAAGAGCUUUACCAAAGCCUUUUUGGAUCGUCAUGGGAUUCCAACUGCAAGAUGGAAAUCUUUUACAGAUCCUAAAGCAGCAUGUAACUUUAUUAACAGUGCAAACUUUCCAGCUCUUGUUGUGAAAGCCAGUGGCCUUGCAGCUGGCAAAGGAGUUGUUGUGGCUUCGGACAAAGAAGCAGCUUGCAAAGCUGUGACUGAAAUCAUGCAGGACAAGACUUUUGGCACAGCUGGAGAAACUGUUGUUGUUGAAGAACUUCUUGAAGGAGAAGAAGUUUCUUGUUUGUGUUUCACUGAUGGCAUCACAGUUGCUCCCAUGCCUCCAGCUCAGGACCACAAACGAUUAAUGGAUGGUGAUGAAGGCCCUAACACUGGUGGGAUGGGAGCUUAUUCCCCAACACCUCAGAUUUCUAAAGAUUUACUUCAGAAAGUAAGAGAUACUGUUCUUCAGAAAACUGUUGAUGGCAUGAGGAAAGAAGGUGUCCCGUAUUCUGGUGUGCUUUAUGCUGGAUUAAUGCUUACAAAAGAUGGACCUAAAGUUCUAGAAUUUAACUGCAGAUUUGGUGACCCAGAAUGUCAGGUAAUUCUUCCCCUGUUGAAAAGUGAUUUAUAUGAGGUUAUGCAAGCUGUUAUCAAUAAAACGCUGUCUAGUUCCAUGCCAGUUUGGUUUGAAGACAGUGCAGCUGUGACCGUGGUCAUGGCUAGCAAAGGGUAUCCAGGAACAUAUCCCAAGGGCUUGGAAAUAACAGGACUUUCUAAGGCUAAACAACUAGGACUGGAGGUGUUCCAUGCAGGCACAUCCCUCAAGGAUGGUAAAGUGGUGACUAAUGGUGGAAGAGUCCUUACAGUAACUGCUAUUAAAGAGGAUCUAAUGACAGCACUGCAAGAAGCCAACAGAGGAGUAGCAGCCAUACUCUUCAAUGGUGCCAUUUAUAGAAAGGACAUUGGCUAUCGGGCUAUAGGUUUCCUGAAACAAUCCAGAGGCCUGACUUACAAAAACAGUGGGGUAGACAUUGUAGCAGGGAAUACUUUGGUUCAGAAAAUUAAACCCCUAGCUGCAGCCACAUCAAGGUCAGGCUGCAGUGCGGAACUUGGAGGCUUUGCUGGCCUCUUUGAUUUGAAAGCAGCUGGUUACAGAGAUCCUAUCUUGGUAUCUGGAACUGAUGGUGUUGGCACAAAACUCAAGGUUGCACAAGUGUGUAAGAAACAUGACACAAUUGGUGAGGACCUGGUUGCCAUGUGUGUCAAUGACAUCCUGGCUCAAGGAGCAGAGCCCCUCUUCUUCCUUGACUAUUUUGCCUGUGGCAAACUCGACGUCGGAGUGGCUCAGAGUGUUGUUGCAGGAAUAGCUGAAGCUUGCAAAAAGGCAGGAUGUGCUCUUUUGGGGGGUGAAACUGCUGAAAUGCCAGGCAUGUAUCCACCUGGAGAGUAUGAUCUGGCUGGCUUUGCUGUUGGUGCAGUGGAGCGAGGACAGAUGCUGCCCCAGCUGGAGAGAAUUGCUGAUGGAGAUGUGGUUAUUGGAGUAGCUUCCUCUGGGGUUCACAGCAAUGGCUACAGCCUUGUAAGGAAGAUUGUGGAAGAGUCAUCAUUUGAUUUCUCUUCUCCAGUUGGCAUGUCUGGCGACCAGACAUUAGGAGAUCUCUUGUUAACCCCAACUAAGAUCUACAGUAAGACUCUGUUGCCUGUCCUUCGCUCAGGCCAUGUGAAAGCCUAUGCCCACAUCACUGGAGGGGGCUUGCUGGAAAACAUACCAAGAGUUCUCCCAGAUUCCUGUGGUGUUGUUUUAGAUGCUCUUACGUGGAAGAUUCCUGAAAUCUUUUGCUGGCUCCAUAGAGAAGGGGACCUCUCUGAGGAGGAAAUGGCUCGAACAUUUAACUGUGGGAUCGGUGCUGUCUUGGUAGUUCAGAAGGAGCUGGCUCAGCAGGUCCUCAAGGAUGUACAGAGACAAGAGACAGCCUGGCUCAUUGGGAAAGUUGUCUCACUGCAAAAAGGCUCUGAACGUGUUCAAGUACAUAAUAUGCUUCAAGCCUUGCAAGCAAAUAGGUCACUGUCUCUGCACAGCCAUAUCCAAGGCAAAAACCAGACAAACAAAGUGAAGGUUGCUGUCCUCAUCUCUGGAACAGGCACAAACCUGGAAGCGCUCAUAAAUAGCACAAAGAAGUCCAGCAGUUUUGCACAAAUAAUCCUUGUUAUUUCUAACAAAGCUGGUGUGGAGGGGUUAAGGAAAGCUGAAAAAGCUGGUAUUCCUACAAGGGUUAUUGACCAUAAAUCAUUUGGAAGUCGCACUGAAUUUGACAGUGCAGUUGAUAAAGUGCUUGAGGAAUUCUCAGUUGAACUGAUCUGUCUGGCUGGAUUUAUGCGAAUACUGUCAGGUCCUUUUGUCAAAAAAUGGGAAGGAAAAAUACUGAACAUCCACCCAUCUCUACUGCCGUCUUUUAAGGGAGCAAAUGCCCACAAAUUGGUCUUAGAAGCAGGAGUCCGAGUCACAGGCUGUACUGUACACUUUGUAGCUGAGGAGGUCGAUGCUGGAGCAAUCAUUUUCCAGGAGGCGGUUCCAGUGCAGAUUGGUGACACGGUGGAGACUCUGUCUGAAAGGGUGAAGGAGGCCGAGCACCGAGCCUUCCCCGCUGCCCUGCAGCUUGUGGCCAGCGGGGCCGUACGGGUGGGGGAAGCCGGGAAGAUCCACUGGAAGUAGGAGCAGCCCGGCCCUCAGGGUCCUCGGAUGGGACAGCUGGGGUGCCUGGGUUGGUCAAAAGUGAGGUCACAGCCCAAUAACAUGCACACUGGGUUGUCCUGACAGUGUUUUUGAUGUGGAGUUUACCAUGUUGUGUUCCUACUCGAAUGGUUAAAGAUUUGAAGUAAAGUCCAGAGAAAGCUGCAAAUGGGAAUAUUAAGGCAGGGGGCUGUUCUCAGUAGUUUCAGCAAUGGCUUUGUUACACUCUUCCUAAUUUAAAUCACUUCCUCGGCCAGCAUUUUGUUUCUCAGUCACUUCCUUAAACUAUAAAACAUUCAAUUGCUCACAGAGAGAUCGGAGUAUCUUAGAAACUCAUGUAGGAACAUUGGUUUUGCUCUCUAAUAUUCCAUAUCUGCUAUAACGGGAUUCUCUUGGCAUGUGCUGUGAAGUGUCUGUGAGGAAAAGUACUGGAACCAGUUCCGUGGAAGAGACAGCUGAAGGCAAAAUACUUUACUCAUAAAAAUCUCUAGCCAAAACAAGAAAAAAUGGCCUCCAAGAACACUAACUAUACCUGCAGAUAAUGAAAUGUUUGGUGUUUUUUUCAUAUAGUUUCUGUUUUAAUGUGGGUAGAUCUUGUCUGUCCCAGAUUCUGCAGACAUAUCCUGUAAUUUCAGAUAUUGGACCUGCUAUUAAUCUGAUGCUAAACAGAUUUAAAUGUCUGCUUACCAUUUCCCUUCAAGCAUCCCUAUGUGAGUCCACAUGUGAAUUCCCCUCAGAGAUUUGUUCAGAGCCAAAGGAAUCAUUUUUCUUUUAUUUGACUGAGCAGAUGAGAUGUUCUUCAGAAAUUCCACUGCAGUUAAGUGUCUUUAUUCUUGGAACAGUAUUUUACCUGGAAUAGUACUGAUGGAAGCCCAGGAAAUCUUACCAUUCUGAAAACAGUAAAGUUUUCUGCACAGCUGAAGUCUUUUGAAAAAGUACCUGGUUUUCUUUUAAUGUUUUAGCCUAGCUGUGAAAAAAAAUUAGAUGUAUUUAGUAAAAUAAUCAGUUUUUCCCCCAUGCAAACCAGAAGCAUCUGACUGAAGCUGAUUAUGUGUGUUCUAGAGCUCCUCUUUAUUACAGAGAAAGCUGAUUUGUAUUCUGUGCACUGAUGUCCUUAUGGUACUUCUGUGUUAAUGUAAUCUCAACUGGGUUUUGAAAUAAAGUCUAAUAAAGUAAAAAAAACCAAGCAAA
Calypte anna (Anna's hummingbird) is the source of this 5824-nucleotide messenger RNA. Its product is annotated as trifunctional purine biosynthetic protein adenosine-3. Gene Ontology annotation, molecular function: phosphoribosylformylglycinamidine cyclo-ligase activity; ATP binding; phosphoribosylglycinamide formyltransferase activity. NCBI's taxonomy places the organism in Eukaryota, Metazoa, Chordata, Aves, Apodiformes, Trochilidae. The transcript is spliced from 23 exons. Gene Ontology annotation, cellular component: cytosol. Bases 1604 to 4615 code for a protein of 1003 amino acids. The record is from RefSeq and is a predicted model, not a curated record. Gene Ontology annotation, biological process: adenine biosynthetic process; 'de novo' IMP biosynthetic process.